AUGAGUUCAAGAACUUGGCCCCUUGCAUAUCGUUCCCCUUUAGGAUAUGCUUAUAAACUUUACCUUGAAGGAAAUCUUGCUUCUUCUUUGCAUAUACUAAAAACAUACUUUCAAGAAGGAUAUCCGAAAGAAGAGGAUUUUGAUUCAGCAUGCAAUUUAUAUUUGCAAGUUUCGAGUGAACUCAACAAUUCAUGGCAGGAAACAGUAGAAUGGCUGAAUUUAGUCCAUAAUGGAACGAUUCCUAAUUCGCUACUUCACGAGUUGAUUAUUAUCUACAGUUCAAAGAAAACGUGGGAAUCGAGUAAGCAAGUAGCUGAGUUUCUCUCACUUGUUAUAUCGUCAAAGAAUGAAGUUUUUAUAGAUAGUCGGGGGUACCAAGUUGAGGAACAACUUGUGAAACUAGCUUGUGAAUGGAAUCUAUUUGCUCUUGCUAAAUCCCUUCUCGUGAGUCCUAAAAGAAAGAAAGAGGAGGAACUUUUGAACUACAUUUCUGAGAAAGACUUACAAAACAAGCUGAAACAAAGCUUGUCACCAGACAUGCUGCCUCGAAAUGACGCUACAAAUAAGGGAGAUACUUUUACUUUGAAAGGUUUUACAAACAUUAUAACAAAACUCUUCUCUCAGUUGAGCGCAAAAAUUGGUUUGCUUCGGAACAUUCCUACAUGGUUUCCAAGAUAUUACAACCUUUUGUUUAUUUUUUUCGCUUUGGUAACAAUACUUUUUAAAAUUAAAGGUGUUUUUUUUGAGACUUAG
This is a messenger RNA of Schizosaccharomyces octosporus yFS286, 753 nucleotides long. RefSeq lists its product as uncharacterized. The coding region runs from base 1 to 753 and encodes 250 amino acids. The transcript is spliced from 3 exons. NCBI's taxonomy places the organism in Eukaryota, Fungi, Ascomycota, Schizosaccharomycetes, Schizosaccharomycetales, Schizosaccharomycetaceae. The record is from RefSeq and is a predicted model, not a curated record.